AUAUUUACUUCUGUAUUUGUAAGCCAAACUUCUAGUCUUGUCCCUAGAGUCCGGCCCCUGCUCAUGACUGGAGAGCAGGCUACAGGAGACCCGCUCAGCAGCCGCUUCUGAACGGCCAUGCCCGCGAUGCUGUUGCUGUUGGUGUCGGUGGUCGCAGCGUUAGCACUCGCAGCACCGGCCCCCAGAACACAGAAGAAAAGGAUGCAAGUGAACCAGGCGCCCAACGUGGUGCUGGUCGCCAGUGACUCCUUCGAUGGAAGACUAACAUUUCAACCAGGAAGUCAGGUAGUAAAACUUCCCUUCAUUAACUUCAUGAGAGCACAUGGCACCACCUUCCUAAAUGCCUACACUAAUUCACCCAUCUGCUGUCCAUCACGUGCAGCAAUGUGGAGUGGCCUCUUCACUCACUUGACAGAAUCUUGGAAUAAUUUUAAGGGUCUGGAUCCAAAUUAUACGACAUGGAUGGACAUCAUGGAGAAGCAUGGCUAUCAGACACAGAAAUUUGGAAAAGUGGACUAUACUUCAGGACAUCAUUCCAUUAGAUGAAUUUGCAAAUUGCCCUUUCUACCUCGGUGAAGAAUUGAGUUGGAAUUUUGAUGGGGAUUGCACUGAAUCUGUUGAUUGCUUUCGGCAGAAUAGCCAUUUUUACAAUAUUAAUCCUGCCAAUCCAUGAGCAUGGGAGAUCUUUCCAUCUUCUGGAUCUUCUUCAAUUUCUUUCUUCAGAGACUUGAAGUUCUUAUCAUACAGAUCUUACACUUCCUUAGAGUCACACCAAGUAACCGUGUGGAAGCAUGGACAAGAGAUGUUGCAUUCUUGCUCCGACAAGAAGGCAGACCCAUAAUUAAUCUUAUCCCUGAUAAGAAUAGAAGGAGAGUGAUGACCAAGGACUGGCAGAAUACAGACAAAGCAAUCGAAUGGCUAAGACAGGUUAACUACACCAAGCCAUUUGUCCUUUACUUGGGAUUGAAUUUGCCACACCCUUACCCUUCACCAUCUUCAGGAGAAAACUUUGGCUCUUCUACGUUUCACACUUCCCUUUACUGGCUUGAAAAGGUAGCUUAUGAUGCAAUCAAAAUCCCAAAGUGGUUGACUUUGUCACAAAUGCACCCUGUGGAUUUUUACUCCUCCUAUACAAAAAACUGCACUGGGAAAUUUACUGAAAAUGAAAUUAAGAACAUUAGAGCAUUUUAUUAUGCUAUGUGUGCUGAGACAGAUGCCAUGCUAGGUGAAAUUAUUUUGGCUCUUCACAAGUUAGAUCUUCUUCAGAAAACUAUUGUUAUAUAUACCUCAGACCAUGGAGAGAUGGCUAUGGAACACCGCCAGUUUUAUAAAAUGAGUAUGUAUGAAGCUAGUGUCCAUGUUCCUCUUCUGAUGAUGGGACCAGGAAUUAAGGCCAACCUACAAGUACCAAGUGUUGUUUCUCUUGUGGAUAUCUACCCUACUAUGCUUGACAUUGCUGGGAUUGCUCUGCCUCCAAAUCUGAGUGGAUACUCCUUGUUGACGCUGUUGUCAAAUGCAUCUGCAAAUGAACAGGCAUUCAAAUUCCACCGUCCACCUUGGAUUCUGAGUGAAUUCCAUGGAUGCAAUGCAAAUGCUUCUACCUACAUGCUACGAACUGGCCAGUGGAAGUACAUAGCCUACGCUGAUGGUGCUUCCGUGCAGCCUCAGCUCUUCGAUCUUUCCUUGGAUCCGGAUGAGCUAACAAACAUUGCUACAGAAUUUCCAGAAAUUACUUAUUCUUUGGACCAGAAGCUUCGUUCUAUUGUAAACUACCCUAAAGUGUCUGCUUCUGUCCAUCAGUACAAUAAAGAACAGUUUAUCAUGUGGAAGCAAAGCGUAGGGCAAAAUUACUCAAACGUUAUAGCACACCUCAGAUGGCAUCAAGAUUGGCAGAGAGAUCCAAGGAAGUAUGAAAAUGCAAUCCAACAUUGGCUCACAGCCCACUCCAGUCCACUGGCUAGCAGCCCAACCCAGUCCACCAGUGGCUCACAGCCCACUCUUCCCCAGUCCACCAGUGGCUAGCAGCCUACUCCAGUGACCAGUGACUCAUAGCCCACUCUUCUCCAGUCCACCAGUGGUUAGCAUCCCACUUCAAUCCACCAGUAGCUCACAGCCUACUCUUCUCCAGUAGCAGUAGACAAUAAUAAAACUUUCUCAAGCUAUAUGUGAAUAUGUUGGUACAUACUAAACUGAAUCAGCCUUAACAAUUAUUAAAAUUACUUAUUUUCAAAAUAUGUACUAUAUAUUACUUGCCAAUGAAUACAGAAUUCAUAUUUUCAAAACUAGUUAUACUAAGACCUUAUUGUUGCAGACCUCUGACAGUUUAACGUCAGAAGUAUUUAAAGAAUAGAAGCAAGCAUUCUUACUGUUUCCCUGGAUAAUACAGAAUAUGAAAUAUUUUAACAACUAUCAGUUGUUAUUUAUGAAUCAUGAUGUCUCGUGACUGACUAGUUUUUUGGUAAAACUCUUUGGAAGUAUUUGAUGUGUUAGAACUAUUUAAUGGGACAUAGACUCUGAAUAUAGUUGAUUUUACUUUCUGUUGUUUAAAAAAAGAAAAAAAAGAAUAUGAAGUCCCCUUCCUUUCCUGGUUAACUUCCUUCAAAGGGCAACCACAAUCUCCUUGCUUGUAUCUUAUUGUGAACAAGCUAUAGUCACCAACCAAAUGGAUAUAUUCUUUACACAUGCAUGCAGGCAUAUACACAAUUGAUAAUGUGCUAUAUAGUAUUUCUUUUGGCACAUUGUGUUCUGGCUGUUAUUUUCUAGUUCCAAUUAACAAUAGAUGCUGAGGAGUAAAAUUGCUGAACCAGAAUCUAUAAAAAUGUCUGUAGAUUUUCCCAAGUUGUUUCUAAAGAAGUGCCAGCUGUUGGCAUUCCCACCAAUAGGUAGCAAAUAUUUUAUUUUUACUUAUUGUGAGUACUGAAAUUUUUUUUCAUAGAUCUAAUAACCACUAAAAUUUGCAUCAAAACGACUCCCACUAUGUCUGUUGGCCAUUUUCUCUGUAGGUUGUUAGCAUUGUUUUGUUUUGUUUUUUUCUGUCAUACAUAUGUUUUUAGAUACUAACCUUUUGAAAAGCAAAAGAGAAAAAAAGGACUUGCUACUCAUCAGAGGACUAAGAUCCAAGUAUUGGCACCCACACAGUGGCUCACAACUUGUGUGUAACUCCAAUUCAGGGGAGCCAGUGCUCUUUUCUGGCCUCCAAGGAUGCCAGGUAAACAUGUAGUACACAGACAAAAUGCAGUCAGGACACUCAUUCAUAUACAAUUUAAAAAAUAAUAAACAAAUAUAUUUUUAAAAAUACUGGAAAUAAUAUUUUUCUAGCUUGUCUUUUGAUAUUGACCUGGAGGAAAUGUGUAUUUUCUUAAUUAUAAAUCUUUGUAUCAAAUAAAUAUGAUUUUUAAAAUUAAAAUAUUCUUUAAAAUGUUUAUCAAUCUCUAUUUUGUGCCUUUUAGAAUCUGUGUCCUAUUAGAAAGUUCUUCUCUCUGAUCUUCAUAAAGUUUUGGUUUUAGCCCUUAGAUCUUUGAUCCAUGUAGAAUAUUUUUCAUAUUAAACAUCUAACUUUAGUUUUCAA
Mus musculus (house mouse) is the source of this 3568-nucleotide messenger RNA. RefSeq names its product arylsulfatase K (gene Arsk). The record is from RefSeq and is marked validated. Bases 670 to 2022 code for a protein of 450 amino acids. The transcript is spliced from 9 exons. Gene Ontology annotation, cellular component: lysosome; extracellular region. Gene Ontology annotation, molecular function: glucuronate-2-sulfatase activity; arylsulfatase activity. NCBI's taxonomy places the organism in Eukaryota, Metazoa, Chordata, Mammalia, Rodentia, Muridae.